Molecule: messenger RNA, 1508 nt
Organism: Parasteatoda tepidariorum (common house spider)
Lineage: Eukaryota; Metazoa; Arthropoda; Arachnida; Araneae; Theridiidae
Source: RefSeq, a predicted model, not a curated record
CUACUCUUUCAGGUUCGGCAAGGAUAUAAACACAGUGGAUAUCAAUAUUCCAUCAAGUCUAGAAAAUGUGACUGGUGUUUUGGUCGGAGUGAUUGGAUCAAUCAUAGUCAUCAUCACGAGUCACCCGAUUUUUCUACUCAUAAUGAUUCCUCUAGCUGUAUUUUACAUUUUUAUUCAGUGCUUUUACAUGGCGUGUUCUCGCCAAGUACGUAGGUUAGCGUCUGUCACUCUGUCGCCUAUUCUGAGUUUCUUUUCGGAGACUGUACAAGGAGUAAGCACUAUUAGAGCAUUUGGCGCACAAUAUCAGUUCAUGGACAGGGAAGAUCGCCAAAUAGACACCAAUUGCAGGGUAUUCUACAGCAAUACUUUACUCAACAGGUGGCUGGGAGUAAGGCUACAAUUUCUGGGCAACAUGGUGGUCUUUAUCACUGCACUACUUUCUGUGGUGGAAAGGAGAGAAUUCAGUGCAGCAAUCGUUGGUUUAACAUUGUCUUAUGCUCUCAGUGUUACAGAAAAUUUGUCAACUUUUGUGAGGUUGCUAACGCAAUUAGAAAACCACAUGGUCUCUGUGGAGAGAAUUAAUGAGUAUUCAGACUUAACAUCCGAAGCUUCUUGGGAAACAGAGUGCAGCGAUUGUGUGCCAAGCAAUUGGCCAAGCAGAGGCGCUAUAUCCUUCAGAGGCUACAAGAUGCGUUACAGGCCUGGUAUGGAUUUAGUUUUGAAAGAAAUAAACAUGGAUAUUGCUCCAUCUGAAAAGGUUGGACUAGUUGGAAGAACUGGAGCUGGAAAGAGUUCUCUAGCAUUAGCUUUAUUCCGUGUCAUCGAACCAUCGAGUGGUUCUAUUCACAUUGAUGGCAUAGAUAUUUCCAUAUUGGGAUUGCACGAUCUACGCUCAAAGAUCACCAUCAUUCCUCAGGAUCCUGUUGUGUUUGCCGGAACGCUGAGACUGAACCUGGAUCCUCUGGAUACACACAGUGAUGAAGAGCUUUGGACAGCCAUUGAACACGCUCAUCUGAGUGAUUUUGUCAGUUGUCUGGAAGAUAAGCUAGAUUACCAGAUCACUGAAAGUGGAGAUAAUCUCAGUGUUGGUCAGAAGCAACAAUUGUGUCUUGCGAGGGCACUUCUGAAGAAGACUAAAAUUCUGGUGUUGGAUGAAGCGACGGCUGCUGUAGAUUUAGAAACAGACAAGCUCAUUCAGAACACAAUCCGCACAGAGUUCAAAGACUGCACCAUCAUCACCAUCGCACACCGGCUGUACACUGUCCUUGAUUAUGACAGGAUUCUGGUGAUGGACAGGGGAAGAAUUGCAGAAGAUGGUGCACCAGAUGCCCUACUGCAAAAUAAAGAUUCACUUUUUUAUGAACUCGCCUGCGCUGCAGGUUUACUAUAAUGUAGCCGGACUGCUUUUAUGGAACUUUGAACAUUUUAGUUUCUCUUUUUAUUUGAAAAUCUGUGUGUGCUUGUCCCGUUCUUAAACUUUUAUAAUAAUAAAAUGAAUGAACACCAUA